UGUGAAGAGGGACGGAAAACCUAGGUGAUGCAACUUCCAAUGAGACAAUAUUGGCGGAAAAAAAACCCAUAUAUGUACAUCAUAGUUCAGCCAAAGGACGAGAGCUCACCUCCACGCAUAGAAAAGUUUCUGGAUUAGGGCAGAAUUAACACAAAGCAGCGACGCCACUCCAGCUACACUCGCAAAACAACGCAGAAGAGGCAAGAGGGGGGACCCAAGACAGAGAGAGAGACCGACACGACGGGGUGAAGACACUCGAGGCAAACCUCAGCCACCUCCGAAAACUUCAAACUGCGAUAGCGAGAGGCGGACGAGUCCAUCUCAGAGAGAGAGGGAGACAGAGAGAGAGAGAGGCAGCAGAGAGGCAGGGGAUCUUUGCAGACAAGGUCCUGAAGGAUGGAAGAGAAGCAGUUUGCCGGGAUUCUGAACGGAGCAGUUCCAGGCGAGUCAGUGAAGAAGGAUGAAAACUCCCGGAGAGGGAACUGGGGCAACCAGAUUGAGUUUGUCCUCACCAGCGUGGGCUAUGCUGUGGGCCUGGGCAAUGUCUGGAGGUUUCCCUACCUCUGCUACAGAAAUGGAGGAGGUGCCUUCAUGUUACCAUACUUCAUCAUGUUGGUCUUCUGCGGCAUUCCUCUCUUUUUCCUUGAGCUGUCCUUCGGUCAGUUCGCCAGCCUUGGAUGUCUGGGAGUCUGGAAGAUCAGCCCAAUGUUCAAAGGUGUGGGCUAUGGCAUGAUGGUGGUGUCCACCUACAUUGGGAUCUAUUACAACGUGGUCAUUUGCAUUGCCUUUUACUACUUCUUCCUGUCCAUGACAAACCUGCUGCCAUGGACCUACUGCAACAACCCCUGGAACACGCCAGACUGCAGCGGGGUGGUGAGCAGUGGCAACCAGUUCAACGCCAGCCUGGCUAACGCCACCACCAGGCUGGUGGCAGGGGUGUCUGAAGUCGUCAACCGCACCAAGAGGACCAGCCCCAGUGAGGAGUACUGGAAACACUAUGUUUUGAACAUCUCUGAUGAUAUUGGGAACUUUGGAGAGGUCCGUCUCCCCAUCCUGGGCUGCCUGGCAGUGUCCUGGUGUGUCGUCUUUCUCUGUCUCAUCAGGGGUGUUAAAUCCUCUGGAAAGGUGGUGUACUUCACAGCCACAUUCCCCUAUGUGGUUCUGACCAUCCUGUUCAUCCGUGGUAUCACUCUGGAUGGAGCCAUCAACGGCAUCAAGUACUACCUGACUCCACAGUGGCAGAAGGUCCUUGAUGCAAAGGUGUGGGGAGAUGCCGCCUCACAGAUUUUCUACUCCCUUGGGUGUGCCUGGGGUGGUCUUAUUACCAUGGCUUCCUACAACAAGUUCCAUAACAACUGUUUCAGAGACAGCAUCAUCAUCAGUAUAACCAACUGUGCGACAAGUGUGUACGCCGGCUUUGUCAUCUUCUCCAUCCUGGGCUUCAUGGCACACCACUUGAACGUCCCUGUGUCCGAGGUGGCCGACCACGGCCCGGGGCUGGCCUUCGUGGCCUACCCAGAAGCCCUCACUCUGCUUCCCAUCUCACCACUCUGGUCACUGCUCUUCUUCUUCAUGCUCAUCCUUCUGGGACUGGGGACUCAGUUCUGUCUGCUGGAGACCCUGGUGACGGCCAUAGUCGAUGAGAUCGGUACAGACUGGAUCAUUAGAAACAAGACUAUAGUCACACUGUCAGUGGCCGUAGCUGGAUUCCUGCUGGGAGUGCCACUAACAACACAGGCAGGAAUCUAUUGGCUGUUACUGAUGGACAACUACGCUGCUAGUUUCUCUUUGGUCAUCAUCUCCUGCAUCAUGUGCAUCUGCAUCAUGUACAUUUAUGGUCACAGGAACUACUUCAAAGAUGUUGAGAUGAUGCUGGGAUUCCCUCCUCCUCUCUUCUUCAAAGUCUGCUGGAGAUUCAUCUCCCCUGUCAUUAUCUCUUUCAUCCUGAUCUUCACAGUGAUUCAGUACAAGCCUAUCACCUACAAUGACUACGUGUAUCCCGGCUGGUCUCUGGCUAUUGGCUUUGCCAUGGCUCUGUCCUCUGUGGUCUGCAUACCCAUCUACGCCCUCUACAAGAUCUCAAGGUCCCCAGGAGCCACCUUCAGAGAGCGGUUGAAGUAUGCAUGCCGAUCACAUCCAAAGUGGGGCCCUGCCCUGCAGGAGCACCGGACAGGCCGCUACGCCCCCAUGGCCUCCUCCGAAGACACUGUGGAGGCUCGUCCCCUCAAGGAGAAAGAGGAGCUGAAGGAGGAGCUGAAGGAGGAGGAGAAGGAGAAGGAGAAGGAGAAGGAGAGGAAGGAUGAGAUCAGCCUCACCAUCCAGGGAAGCAACGGCUCCACCAACACACACAACAACCCCAACCCCAGCGCAUAGACAGCACCCCGGGUCUGUCAGCGCUACAGGGCACGGCCGCCCCCCGUUGCCCCACCAUCUCCUCCUUCUCUUCCUCCCUUUUUCCUCCCUUCUCCUCCAUCCUCACCCCACUUUCCCACAGUCCUCUGUGGGGGAGAUCCCAUUCGCUGGAGACCUUUACAUAUUGUAAGGGCUUAUUAUAUCUAUCCUAACCUCUUCUAUCUAUCUGUGUGUUGUCUCUAGAUAAAAAAAAGAAAAGAAAGGAAGAAAAAAUUGGGUCAUCAUCCAAAAGAUUUGCGUGUAUGUUAUUUUGUGUGUGUGUGUGUGUGUGUGUGUGUGUGUGUGUGUGUGUGUGUGUGUGUGUGUGUGUGCGCGCGUGCAUGUGCGCGAGUUGUUAAUUUGUUCAACAUAAUUUAAUAAUGCAGUUUGUUUUUCCUUUCAUUUUUUGUAAGACUUGUAUAUGUCAUCUUCAUAUGCAGUUAGAGGUACAGUAGAUUGUGAAGCUGCAUGUAUUUGUUUUGUGCAUGCAGCAACAUAGAGACACACACUGUUCUCCUUUAUUCUGUUAGCUGGGUCUGUUUGGCAUUGGCGACUGUCUAGCGGCAGUGAUUUGACAGCUGGAGACUUGUUGUGGUGCUGUAAUAUAGAGAAGGAGGGAGAACUGUGCCAGUACUGGCCAUUUACAGUUUGAUGAUGCUGAAAGAUGAAAAAAUAGUCUCAAUUCCAUGGCCAGUAAAAAAAGGCGGAUACACUCAUUCACACUCAUACACUCACACUAUUGUACAUUUUACAGCACACAGUGACCUCAACCAUAGUUGAUCUCAGCUUAAGACUAAGCCUGUUGUUUUUUAUGCUGCUUCUUCUCUCAAAAUAAGUUCUACAGAGCACAAAUAUUUAACACCCGAGAUGGCAACUGACACAACUGAUUUUUCUGUGGAAAUUUCCUCCAUUUGUAACUUUUUUUUCCACUAAAGCUGCUUAAACUUUGAGAACUCAGCAGAGAAACAUCAGUGAACUUUAGCUGUACUGUAACUCUCUGCCUCCGCAUUCACUCUCACACACACACACAAACACACACACACACACAUGCACACACACACAAAGCAUAUUUGUUCCCAGUUUUUUGACAGUAGAGUUCCCAUGGCCAUUUCUCAGGGUCCUAGCGAAGUUACACUCUGUGGUUUGUCGUCGUUCCUUGCCUAAGGUGGCCCAUUAAGAUUAUAGCGACUGAAAACCACCUCGCUGUCAAAAAAACAACUACACAUACACACAAAACAGGUGGAUGCAACUCCAAAUAUAGAAGUGCCAUCUCUUCUUAAGUCUUCCAGGCAUUCUUUUUUGAGUGAAAUGCAUCUUGGGAUGUGGUCUGGGACGGAGGAUCCGGGCUUUAGAAGGUAGCCAGUGAAAGCAUAAUAGGUGCGUCUGAGAGUGUGUCUCCUGUGGGUCGUAGCAAUCUGCCCCAUUCAGGCAUGUUACCAAAAACAUUACCUAAGUUACCUGAGUCCCGCACAUGUUUUUGGUAACAUAUAUACAUAUAUAUAUAUCUAUAUAUAUGUAUAGAUAUAUAUAACUCAGAGACUGAUCUGGUGUCAGUCUCUUACAGUCAGUGGAACCUUUAAUGUAUUUACAGACACUUGUUUUAAAGCUCUGAGCCAAGCUGUGCUGUUAAUGAUGGAGAGACAGAGCAGUUGAUGCAGCUUGGUUCCAGAAGGAAAAUAGAAUAAAGAUCUUAAAUGAAUCAUGUAGUUUUAAAUGUAGCUGUAUAGUAUUGUUCUCUCAGUAGGAGUCUCCUUUUUACCUCUCAUUAUUGUAAAGUAACUUAGUAAAUAAUUAUAAAGACAGCAUAUGUUUAUUUUGUACAAAAAAUAAAAACUACAGAAUCAUAAUUAACCAUGUUUACCAUUCCUCAUCUAUGACUUGAUUUGUUGUUGUUUAGUUGGAGGGACGCUGAUAGGAUAGAGAGGGUCUCUUUAGCAUGCAGAGUGUCUGGUUGGAAAGCAUCCAGGACAAUAUUGCACCAGAGUGAUGGCAGAGGGGUAUGGUAUAAAGACAGAUUAAAUACAUGAAUUGUUUUUCUCAUCUAGACAGCUGUGUGAAGAUUUGAUCUGCACCACGUGUUCCGUUAUAUUUUCAUCCUAAGAUGUUUUGUUGGACACCUGCUCAGGUGGUAGUGAGAUGCUUUUAGCUUCACAGGCAGGGAGGGUUUCUUGGGAUUGGAUUGUAUCAGGUCUGGUUUUGUUUCCUCAGACUGUACUGUUGAUUUUUCACAGUUUGUGAGCUAUGCGACAUGUCAUCAAAAUCAAGUUUGAAUAACUAGAGGGCUAUAAUACCAGUAUGAGCAUGGAACAUAUUCACAUAAUAUACAUAACUGUAUAUUGUAUUCAGUAUGUUUAUAUGUCAGGAGACUUAAAGGAAUACUCCAACAUUUACAAGAAUUUGCUUAUUUGCAUUCUUUUUGAGAGUUAAUGAGAGUAUUGAUUCCACUCUCAUGUCUGUAUGCUAAAUAUGUAGCUGGAGCCAGUCGCUGGUUUAGCUUAGCAUAAAGAUUGGAAAUCUUUGCCUUUCUCUGUCCAGAGGUAACAAAAUCCACCUCUAAAGCUCAGUUAACAUGUUAUAUCUUCACACCACCACCCUCAAGUAGUCUCUUUGUGCAUCAGUACAUUUUGAAUGUUCCCUGUUUUAAUUUAACAUGAAUAAUUAAACAUUUUCAAUCCUUUGUGAGCAACCAUUUUGUCAGGAUGGAGCACCCAGUUGCCGGUGCACCUCAGUUCAGGUCAUUUGUGCCAAGCGUCUUCCCUCAGAAGUCUCAGAAUGGUGCAGUAGAGCUUGGUGUUGACGGUCUGAACCUGGGGGACGAAUUCAUAGUUAAUAACUGCGUGAAUGUCAAAAAAAACAAUGAGCAUGCCUUGAAUUGCCUUCUUUGGUCUUGAAAACUGCAGGCCCUUCUGGUGCAAGGACUGCUGUUUAGUCUCUGGGUCAUAGCUGUAAACCCAAUUCUCAUCUCCAGUGAUGAUCCUUGAUAUGAAGGUUGAGUCAUCUGAGACCUUUUAACGGAGAUCCAUGUAAACCUUAACAUGAUGCUGCCUCUGCUCCAUGGUGAAAUCACAAAUGUGCACCUGCAAGUUAUUGCUCCAACCUGCUACAUGUGCAUUACUGUGCCACGCUCAGUUUGCUCACAACAGGAACAGUCUCAGAACUUUUUGAUUUCACUGUAAUUAGUGAGCUUUAGGUUUUGGACAGAGCCAGGCUAGCUGUUUCUAGUCUUUAUGCUAAACUAAGCUAACCAACUGCAGCUUUGUAUUUAGUAGACAGGCAUGAGAGUGGUAUUGAACUUCUUAUCUAACUCCUGGUGAGAAAUACAUUUCCCAAAAUGGUGAACUAUUCUUUUAAGAAUUUAUACUUUUUAGCAGUAUUUAAGCACAACUUCAGGCAUAAUCCACACAUUCUUUCUUUUCCUUCACCACUAUUGUCCACCUCUAUUCAUGUCUUUUUGAAGUGGAUGGUAAUUUUGUUAAACAUUACAGUGUAGUUGCUCCAAUAAUCCACAAGAUGGGGUGAUGCUGACACUCAGGGUAGUAAAGGCACAACAGAGGUGAAAAUAUGAACUAUGUGCAAAAAGCCCAACAGACACAACAUUUCCUCUGGCUGAGAGGAUUAAAGAAGGAACCUACAAAGAUAAAGACGCACAUAACCACAAACAUAUUGAAGUUGAUAAUGAUAAGCACAGUGGGCAUUCUGAAACAAGCACACAUCUCUACCCAGGUUUUUAUCAGGCUUUUGUACAGGAAGGCUUUCAAAUUAUAGAAACAUACAGUGGCUUUUCCCAUAGAUCGAGAACUGUAGCUUUGGUCUGUAGUUAGAAUUCUGUUUUGACAGUCUGGUUUUGGUUCAUUUGCUAACUAUUCACACCACACAUCACCUAUUUUAUAAUAGUGUUUAUUUUUAAUAUUACUGUGAAACCAGGUGCUCUAUGAAACAAUACAUUAUCAUCAUCUUCUAAUCUAAAUAUAUUGUGUUGCUUCUUCUGAAAGUGGCAUUAAAUUCCAAGUUACACUCUUGAAAUGAGGUUUUAUUUGCUGAAAAAGGUGAACAUGAACUUAGAAUUCUCAGUGUAUAUUGGGACAGCUUGUAGCUCAGACUAUUUCCUGUUUGUGAUUGCCUGUCUUGUGUGGUCAUGCCGUAGUAACUGAAGCUUAGCCGCCACGUUACCAUGCUAUUUCUCUAUAUAUAUCCCAGCCCUCUUCAUCUCCUCUGGCCCCACAACUCCUCCUCUGUUUGUACAGUAAUGUAAAAAAAAAUAUAAUCAGACUGUGUGUACGUAUGUGUUUAUCUUUGCUUUUAUUUUGGGGGAUGGGUUUGUGUGUUUUUGCGGGUUUAGGGAGGGCGGGUAUUGUUUCAUUUUGUUUUUGAUUUGUCAUUUUUCUUGUAGUGUAAUGUAGACAAUGUCAGGUGUAUUGUGUACUCUGUGUGUAGUGGAUUAGCUCUUACUGCUGAGCCUGCGUGUAGAGCAGGUGUAGUAUCAGUAUCAAUGUCAGUGUACCUCUAAUCUAUCAGAACUAGCCAUGUCCUACUCUGCUAAUAAACAGUCUAUCUUUUAAGAAAAAAAACAUUUUGUACUAAAAGAAGAGAAAGAAAACUACAUAUUUUAUCUUCAGAUCUUAAUCAUUGUUUAUCUGUGUUCAAUUACACUACUUUUUUGUUUGUUCUUGAAGUUAUAUUCAUAGAAAAAUCAAGAUGAAGCCAGCUGAUAUUAAAAACAUUGCCAAACAAAAAGCUUUGGAUCGAAACUUGAACUACAAAAGAAUGGUUCGUUUUUACUAUGAGCUCUGGUGUAGACUGUGACUGCAGCUACAUAAUGAUGCUUUUAAAGAGAACAGUAUUACAUAUACUAAGUAUUUAACACAAUGCAGUGCAAACAGUUGUACAUGGCUGGUUUAUCUUGAAUAUUCUGUGGCCCUUACACUGAACAGUUUGGCUUUCUCUGUCUAGUUAUUAGAAAAUGAAAUCAAAACACCAAAAUUAUUGUGCAGCCAAGACUGAAUCAACAUCAGGACCCAUCAAGUCACUUUUUCAUUCUUUUGCAGCUCUGAUCUAUAAUAUUGGUACAUAUUAUUGUUUUAUGUUACAUUAUGUUACAUUUCAGCCCAUUAAAUGACAUAUAUGUAUCAGGCAAGGGUCCUAUUACUAUUUUAAAUUGAUUUAUUGGAAAAGUGAGUGAGUAAAGUGAAAGUGAUUACUGUAUCCAGCUUCAAAAGAAUAAGGCCUGACCUAUUUGACCCUCCAGGAAGGCUAAAUGAAGCAUCUGAGAAUGGCUCAGUUAAUAACUGACCCAUGUCUUCAAAUUGUUUACUAUGGCUGUACACUGAGGUGGCUGUACAGAAAGUCACUGAUGUUGAGGACUGUCAACUACAUGGUUUGGACCAUUUUUCGCACAAAUUCACAGCACAUCUGCUCCACUGUACUAAAAAUAAACAAAACUGUGAUUUUACCUUCUUUCUGUGGUUCUCUGUAAAUUACAGAACAUUACCUCUUGAAUUUCUUACUACUGCUCAUAUAAGCAUAAUCUCAUGUUUCAGCACUUUAAAGAAAUCAUUAGUUUUUUUAUAAGCAACAAGAAAAAGAAAUGUGUAAAAUUAGAAUAAUAAUUUGCAUUUUCAUUUUGUGGGGAAAAAAAGAGAGUACAGUAAAUGUCUUUUUCAGUGGUCUGGCUGAAAGAAACUCAGUGUCAGUGGAUAAAAUGCUGUGUUGUUGCUAUGCCAAUGUAAAUUGUUUCAUGGGAGGAGUGGAGAAGAAAAGCACAAGUGAGAAAUGAGAACACAGUUCUUCUGGUACCUUCUAUCAUAUCUAUCUGUCUAUCUAUCUAACCAUGUCUGUUCUUCUUCUUCAACCUUUAGGGCCAAAAUCCAUUGAAAUGUCUUAGUCCUGUCAGCUGUAUAUCGUAAACUGUUGAAUUACAAAAUGGUAAAUAAAAUCUAUUUUAAAGAUCA
Lates calcarifer (barramundi perch) is the source of this 8339-nucleotide messenger RNA. It is a transcript of the gene slc6a9, whose product is annotated as solute carrier family 6 member 9. Gene Ontology annotation, cellular component: plasma membrane. The transcript has 14 exons. Gene Ontology annotation, biological process: glycine import across plasma membrane; synaptic transmission, glycinergic; neurotransmitter transport. The record is from RefSeq and is a predicted model, not a curated record. Lineage: Eukaryota; Metazoa; Chordata; Actinopteri; Centropomidae. Gene Ontology annotation, molecular function: glycine:sodium symporter activity. The coding region runs from base 397 to 2373 and encodes 658 amino acids.